Messenger RNA from Pungitius pungitius (ninespine stickleback), 1492 nucleotides. RefSeq names its product elongator acetyltransferase complex subunit 5 (gene elp5). NCBI's taxonomy places the organism in Eukaryota, Metazoa, Chordata, Actinopteri, Perciformes, Gasterosteidae. Bases 257 to 1147 code for a protein of 296 amino acids. Gene Ontology annotation, biological process: tRNA wobble uridine modification. Gene Ontology annotation, molecular function: tRNA binding. The transcript has 8 exons. Gene Ontology annotation, cellular component: elongator holoenzyme complex; cytosol; nucleus. The record is from RefSeq and is a predicted model, not a curated record.
CGCCAAUGUUACUUAGCGAACCAAGUUGGACUUGGUUUGGCCAGACACAGCUUUAUUACCCGUAAACAAUAAGCUACUGCGAUUCUGAAAUUUGAGCAAUGCCGUUCUUCUUGAGUUAAAUUACGUAGCGUUUAGUUUUAUUUUACCAUGGUAUUGACGUUUAAGUAGGUGGUCAAUCAGAGGCAUGCUAACUAGCUGAAGCUAGCUAGACCUUUACAUUGUACCUUAACGCUGCGGUUAAUGUAACGUUAGCACAAUGUUGACUGAACUAUUGCAAGGCUCUGACGCUGGAGGGUUUCUCAUAAUUCGAGAUUCUGCUAGUUAUUCUGGUAGACACCUCCUGAAGAGCUUCAUCAAUGCUGCAUUGAACAGGGAGGAAGCUGUCCAUGUCCUUGGCUUUGAGGCCAGUGAGGAAGAGCUGAAAGAUGAAUUGAAAGGAUCACCUGUUCAAAGGCUACACUUUCACAAUGCUUAUUCGGACCCCCUCGGCUGGACUGAUCAACCGGCUUUUACGGUCCACCAGUUCUGUUUGGAGGAACUUUCACGUCUGGUCAAGCAAACAUCUCACCCCAAACCAGCUACCUUAGUGAUCGACUCUCUGUCAUGGAUUUUGAGACACCUCAGUCCUCCCGCUGUCUGCGCGACUCUUCAUCAACUUCGAAAAAGGGGAGCUGUGAGAGCUAUUAUUGCCCUGCUUCAUGGGGAUAUGCAUCAGAGGGGUACAGUGGGAAGUGUAUGCCACUUGGCUUCUUCAGUCAUCACAGUGGCACCUGGGAUGAAGGGAGGCGACGCGGUGGCAAAGAUAACAAAGCGCUCGAAAUCUGGGAAAGUUGUGCAAGACGAGGAUAUUUUCACCAUAAACAAUGAUCUAACAGUAGUAGUACAGAGCAAGCAUAGCCAACUUGGACCCAAACAGGCUGAAACAGAGGAACAGGAGAUAGACCCUACAGCACACUUGACCUUCAAUCUUCGACUAUCAAAUAAAGAGCGUGAGGCCAAAGAGAAACUUGCACUACCUUUUGUCUUCAGCAAAGAGAAGAAAACGGCUUUGCUCCACUCGAGCCCCGGUUCAGGACGAAUUCUGUAUGAGCCUGAUGCGAACGAUGACUAUGACCAAGAGGACCCUGACGAUGAUCUCGACGUGUAGGCUUCUGGAACAAAAGCCACUGGAGGCACAGAGGAUCCACGUUACCUGUCCUCCUCGCUGAGUCGUUUUCAGUGGGGAAGAUAAAAAUACAUGGUGGCAUCUGGAAGAUAUAAAAUAAUGUAAAAUAUCUCUGCAAGAAAUCUGUAUUAUGUUUAUUAAAUUAGUUUUUAUCCAAAUGUGUUGUUUUUUAUAUUAUUGAGUGCCUUGCUUUUUAAUAAGGAAAGAUAGAAAUAAACACAGAAUUUUCUCAUAUAAUUACAGGAUGCUUUUUCCCUUUUAUGGAGCCUAAACCAAUGUCAACAUAAUGACUCUUAAAUCCCAUAAAUCCCAUUAGACCCAUAAUCA